GCCACGUGUGCUCGUGUUUUGACAAUGCUCCCAGAGGCUAACGGGAAAUAGAACUUGGAAAGCUAGCUCUGUUGUGAUGAAAAAUACGUUGUUAAAAAAUUCAUCAUUUGAAACCUAUUUCUGAACAAUUGACAAUCAGGUUUAUUUGAAACAACAGACCCGUACGAAUGGACUAAGAAAAGAGUUGAAAGUGCUUUGUCUCGUGUAACUAUUUUCGUGCAGAAACUUUUCAGAAGUGUUGCAACGUUUGCAAGGGAAAGUGAUUUUCGAUGAAAGUUGUUUGUUAGUAUACGCCCGAAUCGUCCAAUGCUAGUGUGCUCCAGGAUAGAGCAAAAUCAAAAAUCCUUUCCGACCAAAAGGGGGCAAAGAAAGUGCGAAAAAUAGUGCCUUGCGUGGGUGUUGCUUCUUUCCAAUACUGGCGCGAAUUUUACAAAGCAUGAAACGGCACUGCCCAAUUGAAUAAAGGCGUGCGAUGUUGAACUCCAAUUGCAUUUGAGCUCAAGUUUGAAAGGAUGGUGCAUGUUUGAACCCUUCAUGUAACCUUCUGACAGCAUUUAAGAAAUGCGCCCUCGAUAUAGUCAUUUCGUCACGCAAAAGAACACCUCCACCGGUACCGAUGCCAGUGUAGACCCCAUAAGCUCAGUAACCAAUCCAACAUGCCUACUAGUAUGUAUGUCGUGAGAAAUUGAACCGUCGAUUGGAAUAUUAAUGAUAGCUCACCGAAGGACCACUCAAAAUGGCACCACCGGGUCUUCCCAGGGAGCGGAGAAAGAAAGCCCACGGCCUGUACUUCCAUUCAUCGCCACCAAAAGAUCGCAGCACAUCAUGUUUGCCAGCCACUUCUCUAUGGGAGGAAAAUGUGGCUAUUUCACACGUAAAAUAUUACAUCACACUUUGAUGUGAGGCUUGGCUGUCUAUGAAUUCAAAUUGCUUUAUUUCUAUAGUUGUCAGUAUUACAAAUGAACAAUCAAAACCUUCAACGAGACAAUGAUGGCAGGGCCAAGGAUGUGAUAAAACCAUCCAACAUUAGAAUAUGGCUGCACCAGAAGCGAAUGUCGAAGCUAGCCAAAGUACUAUGGGCUGGUCAAGGAAUGCGUCUUCGUACCGAAACUUCGCAUCACCCCAAAAUGAAGCGGUUUUUGGAAUGCGUUCCCCAUGUUAUGGGUGUCAUCAAAGACAUACAUCAGGCCGUGGUCGACAACGAUCUGGAGAUGCUGAAAGAAAAAACGGCUGCGCCAAUGCCUCGGGUUGUAUUGACCAGCAAGGAUACAAACGGGUUGACCCCGUUGCAUAAAGCUGCCGGUUUAGCGCACACACAAAUUGUUGAGCACAUUCUGUCUAUCUGGCCGAGUCUCUCUUCGGACGAGGAUCACACCGGAAAAACACCUCUGCAUUGGGCGGCAAGUGCAAAAAAUAAUGCACGCAGCUUCAAUCUGCUUGUGCAGGCCGGUGCAGACGAAACCGCCCUUGAUCAUAGAGACAAACCGGCCGAGUAUUACAAAAACAAACCGAACGAGAUUGAUCGCUCGUUGCUUACGGUCAUUCCCGAGGCACCACGAAUAUCACAGCAGGGUUUCCCGAGCUAUUUCGACUGGAACAUGUUUACCCUCGAGGAGGAUUCCGACGAUAGCAACGGUUCGCAAGCGAGAAUGAAACCAUUUUUAUCGCAAAAUAACUUACUAGAUAACGAUGUAAAUAAUCUCAGUAGUGUUUCUAAGUCUAAAUCAGUGCACAAUCUAACUAACGGGACGCUAACCGAUCUCCCGAAUGAUGAAAGCGAGAGCGAAAUCAACAACAAGAAUGAAGCAGAACCAACCGCUGAAGCCGAUCAAGGUGGAUCGAUUAGUGCUGAUGCCGCGGUUCAGGACGAAGAAUUCGAUGUAGAGGAAAGUAAAGCUGCAGAAAAUAUGCCACAGACAGAAGAAGAUCCUGCAGAAGACACUACUAAGGAAACUACAAGCGAACAAGAAAUCAUAGAAUCAACAAAUCUUAGUGAACCAAAUGGAACCGAUAUCCAACAGAUGGAGAAUGAAAACAGCAUUGUAAACGGAAACACAACGGAGGAAGAGAACGAGGUAAAUGGCGAUCUUGAGGCAACACUCAAUGAUCAAGAUCAGAGUGAAAAUAAGUAUGAACAUGAGAUGAUUACUCCAACUAGCGCUAAGAGACUCAAUGAACAAGAUCCAGAUAAGUCCUUAUGCGAUGGUGGAUUGACAUAUGGCGGGAUGACAGGCGACACAAGUUAUCAACUAGACGUUGAGAAUAAUACUGGUGAUGCAGAAGAAAAUGUUGAAAACACACGAGAGGCAGUUGAUGGAAUACAUUCAAAACAAGAUGAUGAUUCUGAAGGUAUUGAUCAAGAUAGUUUGAAUAAACCGGAUGAUGAAACUGAUGAAAUCGAUGAAAAUAUGAAUGGCAAUCAAUUUAUCGUUCGACCAUCAACGGAAGUAGAAAAUGCGUCAAACGAAUCAAUAGUCGAAGAUGUUAAUGGAAACAUGCGAUCUUCAGCAAAAUAUAAAGAAGACAAUGAAGAAUCACUAACUUUGUCUCGGCCAGAAGGCACUGACCUGGAUAACGAAUCAGUUGAACUAGUAGAAUCCUCCACCAAAUCAGCUAAAUCAGUAAGAGUCAAAACUGGUUCGGCGAAAAGAGGCUCCGCAAAAAGCCACAGAAAUGGCUCUGCUGUCUCUACGACUGGCUAUACUAGUCAAGCUGAACAAUCAUCCACAAACGAUGCCGAUUCAGCCGAUUCAAGACCAUCCACGACUACCAGUCGUAGUCAGCAGUCUGUUUCAUCGCGAGCACAAUCUACUACAACGGUACGCAAUGUGUCGGCGGCCUUGGCUGAUGGGCGUGGUCAGUCUGCUAAAUCUGUCUCAUCGGAGAAAAGUCGUUCGCAGGUGGAACAAGCCGCCGAUGAAGAGGACAGCAACGACGAUUCUAAUCAAGCCGAUGUUGAAAUUGUCCAUUACGAAAAUAGCAAUGAGGCCGGAAGCGACAACAAUGAUCAAUCGAAGGACAUGCCUGCUGAUAUUGUGGACAAUAGCGGCCAGGGUCAUAUGAACAAGGUCACGGAGAUAAUGGAAGCCAAUAUACCUGUUGACGAUUACACUGCUGAUGCUAUCGUCAAUGCUGAAGAAAGCGUUCGUGGAUCUACCCCAGAUGAGCCUGAUAAAGUUUCCUACAAGGAUAACGAGCCAGAGGUACAGAUAGAGCCUCCCACUCCAGCUCUGGAAUUUGAGGGGACCGUCAAGGGCGAACCGGAUGAAGACCAACUGCACAGUUCUCAGCCAUCCAACAAUUUAGAUCCAUCCCAUGACCGUUCGCUGCAGGAGGUGAUCGACAGUGGUGACAUGGAGCAGCUGGCAGUAAUCGUGCUUAAUGGCAAAGGUGGCAAGCUGCUGGGGCGACGGUCGGAACUGCCGGAAAUACAAGCUUUUUUAGACAACGUGCCUUCCUAUAUGAAUAAAAUUCGCCGUGUUCACAUGGCCGCCCGAGAGGGAAGUUUGCGUGAUUUACAAUCGGCCUUGGACCGGCGGAAAUUUUCAACUGCAAAAGACGAAAUUUCACCCCAUGGCGCAACACCUCUGCACGUGGCUACCAUAUUUGGCCAUUCCGGUAUUGUGCGGUACUUAGCUGGCCGCUUCCCAGAAACCACCAGUGCCACCGAUGAUAACGGUCGAAAUCCGUUGCAUUAUGCGGCAACACUUAAAGAUAACGGCCACUUUUACAACCUGCUGACCCACCUGGGAGCGAAUCCGAAGGCCGAGGAUAACUUGAAUCAUCCAGCUGAAUUUUACUUGGAUUACGAGCAGGCAAAGGAUUUGUUGUCCCAUCGUCAGCUGCUGCAGGACUAUGGCGCUGAGGAGGAUCUGGCCGAUGAGAUGCUAAAUGAUCAAGUGCCAGAUGAUCAGCACAGCGCACGCCGUGAGUUGGACGAUGUCGAUACAUUGACCACACUGGAGCGGUGCUUCAAAAUUAUUCAUGAACCGAUUGAUGACCUUAUCAAAUCGGUAGAGCUUCCAACGAAUAGCGUUCCCGGUAGUGCUUCAUCACUCAGAAUAUUAAUCACAUCCUAUUUGGCGAGGUUUCUGAAGCGAAGUGUGUUUGAUAAAGUGAAAAAACGUCAAACCAAGUUGGACCAUAACCUUUUCGAUGUCAUUUGGCCGGCAAUGAAGAAGGCUACAAAGGAGAAAAAGAUAGACGAGGAUUUGAACGUUGGUGUUGUGAUACCCGAUUACGAUGUGUUUGUAGUUUUCCAAGAAUUCCUAGUACCACUAAUAAAGGACAUGCACUGCAUGGAUCUGCAGCAAGACUUUGUCCCCCAUCCAGCUAUGCAGUUCUUCCCUAGAUACGCUAUCAGUGAGUCACCUACACAACGCCGAGAAGGUAACGGCAACAUUCUCCGGGAGAACCCUGAUGAAAUACAACUCAAUCUGGAUACCUCCGGAAAGUUCAUCGUCGGGGCAGUUAUUGAAUGCGCUCGAAACCUGGAUGAAUUCGAGUUUCCACUUAAUCUAAGCAUAGCACAUCUCGAACGGGUGGAACGCAUUUUGACUGCAAAAAUUCUGUCCCUUGCCUUCGCCAAUGCAACUGGCGAGACUGAACUUGGAACUUACUAUACGAUGAACGAGAUUCUGGAAAAUCCUUCGGAGAUUCGAACAAUUCUUGCUGCCACAGGACUACUAAUUCCGAUGCUAGAUCAUUCGGAUCCAUACCAAACUGCGGAAUCAACUGCAAUCAAUGGUAGAUUCUGGCCAUAUGGUAGAGGAGUCUACGUUAGCCACGAUCAGGAUCUUGUUGCGUGGAUAAAUGCACAAGAACAUUUGCGAGUAAUGUGCUGCACUAGCUCGAAAAAUCCUGCCAACAUAGGAAGCACAUAUUCUAAAAUUGGACGUGCCAUGAACUUCCUGGAUGACAAGAUCCAGUUCAAACACAGUUACUUCCUAGGCCAUCUGGUAUCCCGACCAUCCUUCCUUGGUACUGGUCUGAAGAUUACACUAUCACUAGAACUACCUCAUCUGCGCAAGGAACGAGAAAACCUUCGACAUCUGUGCGUAGUGCGAGAGCUACAUUUGCUCACCUCCGACGACCAACAAACUGUCCGGAUGAGCAAUAUGCGAAGUCUUUCGCAGAGCGAGUGGCAAAUUUUCCAAAACUUCACCAGUGCCAUCACGAACAUCGUAGCCCUCGAGAAGGAUCUCUCCAUGUCCAACUCAUUGCAUAUAGCGGCAACACUGCUGAGGAUAUUUCGUAAGAAAAAGAAUAGCUUGGUGGAGGCGGCGCCAACCCACUAGACGCCCAGUCGCAAGUCUCCACCAUCGCACUGUUCGUCCUCACCAACUCUUAGAGACGUAGCUUCAGCAACAGCAGAUACUUUUACUCGAUGUUUUAAGAUUAAUUUCAUACGUAGUUAGUGUGUGGAUUAUCCACGUUAAUAAGUUCCUGAACAUUUCGUGUACCUAUUGAUCCUCGGUUCGAUAACUGAGCCGAAGUAGUGUGUAGGUGUUAGAAUACAGAAUACAAGGUGUUGGAAAGAUUUUAAAUGGAAAUGACUGCUACUGGAACAUAACGAUUCCCAAGUAGAGAUACCCUUGUUUCGUACGGAAGAAGGCCGAUACCUAGCGACAUGUGAG
Topomyia yanbarensis is the source of this 5636-nucleotide messenger RNA. RefSeq lists its product as uncharacterized. The transcript is spliced from 17 exons. Lineage: Eukaryota; Metazoa; Arthropoda; Insecta; Diptera; Culicidae. Gene Ontology annotation, molecular function: kinase activity; protein binding. The coding region runs from base 960 to 5297 and encodes 1445 amino acids. The record is from RefSeq and is a predicted model, not a curated record.